CCUAAGGCCGGCCCUGCUGCAGGUGCACAUGUCACUGGCUACUUUGACCACAACCCCCCUUGGUAAAAGGGACUUCCCAGAUUUCUCAUCCAAGAAAAAAAUGUCCAGAGUUUUCCUUUGGGAUAAGUGCCUUUACGUCACUAGACUCCAUUUCUACAAAUGCGCGGACUCUUCAUUUCCUUACGGAGGGAUAAAUAGAGGGUGGUUCACAAGUCGAUAUCUUUAAUUGCUCCUGGGUUGUAUCAAUAUCUACCGGUUUUACUGCUCCAUCACAAGCCACUGGGAACGGGUUGCCCGGGAAACGGCCGCAUGGCAACAGGAUCAGAGCCUGGGGGUUGUCUGCUUCUAGGUCUGCUCCCAUUUUACAUCGCAUUUCCUCACUAGAUGGUGUGCAAGCCACUGGAGAGAACACUUCCCCACACAGCGAGCUGUACAUCCAGCUAAACAAACCUGGGAAACUAUAAACCACGGAGCGUUUCUUCACGGGGUUCCGAGGCGGAAAAGUCUGGAGUUAAAGCCGUCUGUCGCUUUUCUCUUUCUUUAAAAAAAAUUAAUAAAAAGAAGAAGCUUUUUUGGGCAACAACUUGGGAGAGGAAAAAAAAGCGACCACAAAACAGCUGUGAUGGACAUAAUGAUUGCGGUGCAGGAUGCUUGUGUCUCUGGUCAGUGGCUUACUGCGAUCAUUUUCAGCCUGUGCUGCUUUCUGCCGUCCUGUUUGCCAGCCGGACAAACUGUGGACUAUUCUUCGGUGGAGAAUGUAGUGAGCAGACAAGGCGACACGGCUCUGCUGAGGUGCUACCUGUUGGAUGGGAUCUCUAAAGGAGCCUGGCUGAACCGCUCAAGCAUCAUUUUCGCAGGGGACGACAAGUGGUCUGUGGACCCACGUGUGUCCAUAGUGUCCAGUGUUGGAGACAAACACGAGUACAGCCUUCAGAUACAGAAAGUGGAUGUUACUGAUGACGGCCAAUACACAUGUUCGAUUCAGAGCGAACGCAACCCACGGCCGAAGCUACUCAACCUCAUCGUAAAAGUUCCACCUAAGAUAUAUGACAUUUCCUCUGACAUCACAGUAAAUGAGGGCAGUAAUGUGUCGCUCAUCUGCACGGCCACUGGGAAACCUGAGCCGAUCAUUGCCUGGAGACACAUAACCCCAUUAGCCAGGAAGUAUGACAGCAGCGAAUAUCUUAACAUCACCGGCAUCACAAGGGACCAGGCUGGAGACUACGAAUGCAGUGCUUUAAAUGACAUUGCCUCUCCUGACACCAAAACAGUAAAAGUCACAGUCAACUUUCCACCGGACAUCCAUGAAAUGAAGAGUCACGGAGUUGGUUUGGGGCGCACAGCACUGCUGCGGUGCGAAGCUGCUGCUGUGCCUUCUCCAACCUUUGAGUGGUACAAGGGUGAGAAAAGGAUCAUUAGGGGACACGGUAUUGACAUCAAGAGCCUCAGCUCCAGAUCAGUCCUCACAGUGACCAACAUGACAGAGGAUCGUUAUGGGAACUACACGUGCGUCGCCAUCAACAAGCUGGGGAGGGCCAACGCCAGCGUGCCUCUUAUUCCAAUUAUUGAGCCCACCACCACUAGUGCUGUCUCAAGCCCAGCACCCAACACUGCACCCUAUGGGAGCACAGGAAGCGCCCAUGUCCCGCUGGCCUGUCGAUACCUGGUCCUGGCUCUCUCCUCCUUCAUCAGUGUGUACUAGCAGAGGCCAGCGCAGACACAGUGACUGUCCAGAGCAUUUAUGAGUCCUUUUUUUGACAUUGCUGAUGGCUGAAAUUUAAUCUGGCACUGUUUGUUGGAAAGCUGAGGUGGGGAAAUAGUCAGCUUCUUUUUUUGUGGGGGAAAUAUAUUUUUUAUUUUAUUUUUAUUUUUUUUGCUUUUUGGUGAAAAUUCUGUCAUGUAAAUGCUAUGAUGUUAUUUUUUAUUAUUAUUCUAAUUUUCUCAUAUCCUAUUUUAUUUUCUGAUUGACUGACCACAUUGUGAAUUAGUGCUCACGCCCACCUCCCGUCUUAUCAACAGCCUCUCAAACGAGUCGCUUUCAUGCUUUUUUUUUUCUCCUGUGAGGCAAUGGCGCAAACUUUUCCAUUCAUUUUUUGUACAUGGUUCAAAAGAAGCAAUUGUGCCAAGUCUCUGAAAACACAGAUUACCAUACCAAUGUUGUAUUGAAUGUAUUAUGGGCUGUUGAACAAAGGAAAGACAUUUAGAUUCCUAACAAUAACAUUUUUGAUUAUAGAGUGAGCUUAAAAAAUACAGGGGAAAAAAGAGGAAAAAAAACAAAGAACAACAAAGGCAGGGUUUUUUGGUUGUUUUUUUUGGGGGGGUUUUUCCGGCACCCGUGUUGCCAUGAUUACUCAGUAGGUGGAUAAACAGUUUUGAAGGUGUGCUUUGUUGUAUUUUGGAAAUGGGUCCAUCAUUUACCAUGCCUGCCUAGCAGCUUUGAUCAGGCAGCAGUCAAAGUAGCAACAUAUCCUGUAUCGUAUCUUUAUAUUUUAAUAUAGUGUAGGUUUAUGUUUGAACGUGGGACCAGCUUCGCACAUCCAACCAGGAGCAUUAACACGAACCAUGACUUUGUACGGUAUGAAUGGAGGGACAUUGCUGCGCUUUUGUUUACAUUUUUCUCAACAGACAGUACUACAGCCUAUUCGUCAUGCUUGUUCUGAUUGCUUCAGCAGUUUGCUUCGGUUAGGAGGAAAACGCAGAGCUCGAGUUAAACUGUUUAAAAAAUUGCAGUUCCUUAAAAGAAGUAUCUUUCUGCAGGCGUCAGAGCAGAGACUUUUUUUUUUUUUACUUGGUUCUUUCUAGCUGAAAUCACACAGCAGCAACAUACUGUUCUUUUGGCUGCAGGUUGUACCAAAAAUAUUUGGAUAACCAAAUCAGAAAAAUAAACUCUGCAGCACAAAUUCCCCCUCCUAACAAAAAGUAAUCUGAGACUCUGAACACUUUUCCCCUCACACCACAAGGGUGAGCAGAGAUGAUCAGUCUCUAUUAGAGUUUAAGCCCAAUUAAAUAAUGGAGCAGAUUUUCCAUUUCCUUUUUAGGAAAGCUUGUAAGAGCAGCAUCCUCAUUUCUAAGUACAGUGCCUUGCAAGAGUAUCAAAACCCACUUUUGUAUUUUUACACUUGUUGACAUAAUAACCACAAACUUGAGUGUAUUCAUGCUGUUUAAUACAUUAAAACCAACACAUGAUAAACAAAGACAAAGUAGUGCAGAACUAUGAUGUGAAAGUUAAUGAUUGGUUUUCAGAGUUAAAACUAAAACAGUUGCAACAUUUUGGAGCCUUACCAGCUUUCAUCUACAGACAGAAAUGUUUACACGUUCUUUCUUACAAAAUUCUUACAGAACUGUGCAGGUUCCCUAUCCCUGUUGAAGAAUAACAUUUUCAAAGCAAGAUGCUACCACAACCAUCUUUUUUUAUAGUGGACAUAGUGUGUUCAUUUUGUAUGUAGGCCAUCACAUUUUCUUCGGUCUCACCUCAUGUUUUUGCCUUCUUGUGGUCUCCCUGAAAUGGCAAACAGAAGAGGGUCAUUAAUUUGCCCUUUAAAACUUCGGUAACCUUGUUAGUCUUCAAUAGAGGGCCAAUUUGUAGAAUGCAAGACAUAGUUGUCCUGACAAAAGAUUUUCUAUGUGGAGCUGUGGAUCUUUGCAGCUCCUCCAUUGUUGCCAUGGGCUCUUGCCUGCUUGUCUCUUUAGGUCCUGGAACAUUUGCCAUUGUGCUACAUUUUUACCAUUCUCAGAAGAGAUUUGAAUUGUGCUUUGUUUCAUAACCUAACUCUGCUUUAAACGUACCCAGAACGUUCUCCCUGAUCUGUAUGACAUGUUACUUUGUCUUCAUGAUGCAGUUUCUUCACUGAUUAUCUCUAACAAAUGUCUGAGGCCUUUACAGAGCUGCUGGAUUUUUACUGAGGUUAAAUGCUUUCAAAGGUGAACAUUUGAAAGCAUUUAGCUGCUUUGAAAUUUAUUCAGGGCUAUCAGAGUGAAAGGGGAUGCAUGCCACACUUUUGAGAUUUGAGAUUUCGCUUGUUAUAAACCAUGUAUCAUUUUACUUCUGCUUCAUAAUUAUGCGCUACUUUGUGUUGGUUCCUCUCAUAAAAUCACAAUAGAACACAUUUAAGUUUGUGGUUUUUAAGUGGAAAAAAAUUGAAAAUGGCUAUUUUUGGAAGGCAUUGUACUCUCAGCCACAUCACUAAAACAGAGAUACUGAAAUGCCUUAAUAUACCCAUAUACAUACAUUUACCUUUCCUCCUAAAAGAAACUUCCAGAAGCUCUCACCAAGGUUCUCCUCCUUCCUGAUGAUAGAAUAUUCAGUAACCAUCACUCAACAUGUCUUUGAGUAUAAGGAAUUAUCCUGGGGAUAAUUACAGCCCUCACAAUUAUUUUUUUUUUUAAUGAAUCAGAUUCUUCAUAUACAGAUGCUGCGUUUUUGGUUGAGGUCAACAUGUUUGUGAGGUUGUUUGAAUUUAAAAUGUGUUACAUUUUACCCAACAACUGAGGUACUAACCCGUCAGGUUCACAGAGUAUUUUCAGAGGUGACUGAAAAUCUGUAGAACAAUAGCCAUCGCUGUUAAAAGACUUAAAGCACAAACACUGUCAUUAUUUACAUGGUGGUAUUUUGGUUAUUUGUUUUCUUUUUGUACGGAAAUUAUGUUCAGUUUGUUUUACCAACGAUAAAUUUACUGCACCAUAUGAUUUUGUUUAAAUGUUAAAGUAUAAUGGAAAUGGUUCAGACGUAUAUUUAUUCUCUUCCUUUAUUAAAAUGAUGUAUAAACACUGCGUUUUGAAACAUGUAAAACUGGAUAUGUGACAUUUAUUUGAAUGAGACACAGUAUGGCAUAGUUUCUAAUGUCGUCAGAUUUCUUUAGAUGCCAUGACUGCUGUUGAUUUAGGUAUGUUUAAAAAGAACAAUGUUUGCAAUGAAAUUUACCUACUUUUUGAAACAGAGGGUGUGAACCAGUAUAUCAGUAUUAUAGAACAGAAUCAAUGUGUGUAUAUUUGGAGAAAAUAGGUACCUUUUGAUCUGUAGAGCCAGUGUGUAGUCCUAGUUUUCACACACUCGCGUGUUUGACGAUGUGCAGAGAGUAUGGUUGUGCUGCAUGUUCAAAAUUAACCCGUGUUUUUAAAAGGUGGCCAUUUUACAGACCUUCAAACUUUCUAAUGAAUGAAAGAAGUUUUCAUUUUGUUCUUUUACAAAAUCUUGUUUCAUAACCCUGGUCUGAAAAUACAUACCUCUACAGAUCACCAGGCUGUGUUUGUAUAUGAUUUUAUUUUACUUUUUUUCAAUCAACUUGCUCUUGAGUUAUAAUGAUAAUGAUUGUUGUGGCACAUUGUGGUGACAGUCUGGAGUUAUGCUGGUUGCUUGUUUGAGCACUUAAGACCAUGCUAGUAUUCCAUAUGAAAUGUACUGGAUGUUGAUUAUUAUUUUUUGAAUAUGGUAUUAACAAGUCCCUUUUACCGAAUCCGUAUAAUUUGCAAUAAAAGUCUUCAUGUUACAAUGUAAACCCACAUCUGAGUUAAUGAGCAGUAAAAGGCAGUUCUCAUAGGUGAUUCCAAAUAAAUGACAGUGAGACAGCAUCCCUGUUGCUAAUUUGACCCCAUGAGAACAGAAUCAAAACACCUGCUUAUGUUUUAGCUAUUGUUUUUUUUUUUCUUUUACUUUCAGCAUUUGGCUUGAUUUAACUGAUCAACAAACAUAGACUGUCUGGGUUAGAAAAAUGCAAUUAAAGCCAGUGUUGAUUACUUCAGCUAUCGUAAAGCCUGGUUCACACAGCAAAAUUUUUAAAUUGUCGGCCGAUUUUCAAAUCAUGAGAAACUUCACGCAUGACGGUAGAAACUGAUUUCACUAAUCAACAUUCAGAUGUCCGAUAGGAAAUCUCGCAAAACCUCUCAUGACCAAACUUGACCUUAGACUAAACAAACACGGCCGACAGGGAAGAAACAAUUGUGGACUGCAAUUAGCCGAGAACGAUAGAAGAAGUCGUCCCCAAUAUCCACUAGACCUCUUUUUUUGUUUUCUAUUUAGAAUCCCCUCCAUGUUUCAAUCUCCUCACUUUCUGCUUGGCUACACGUCACAUUCAUCAGGCAGCAUUCUCAUUUGUCCUCCCUCGGGGAACAUCACACACAUACUGCAAUAUCGGGCCAAGACAAUCCAACAUGUUAAAUAUACUUAAGAUCUUAAGAGCCAUCCCAAUAAUCGGGACGUUCUUAAAAUUGUCAGAAGGGGAAAAUUGGAAAACGUUGACAUAAAAAUCUUGUUUUGUGAACUAGGCAUAACACAAUAACAACUGGCUGAAAGUUAUCUCACUCACAAGGAGAAAUUGCUAGCAAGAAUAAAUCCAUUUGGACUUUGCUAGAAGUCACAAAAUCAUGCACUGGUUAUUUGUCACAACAACUGAGAAACACAGAAAGGGGUUCAGAUCAGGAACUCAGUGAAGGAGGUGCUAGCUAUACUUUGGCCGAGUGCAUUAAACAUGAUAUUUUAGUGAGCUACAUGCAGGAAGCAAAAUUAAGAAAUUAAAUGUUAUUGAAACUGUUUUCAUGACAACUCACUGAGAAUGAAGUAAUUCAAAAGAUUUGGUUGACAAAUAGAAGCUGGACUAACUGUAGCUGCAACGCUAAAGUUUUCUUCACCUUUACAGUGCUUUGCAAAAGUGUUCACACUCAUAUUUUGUCAUAAUAAAACCUCAAACUUUAUUGAGACUUCAUGUGAUAGACCACCAGAAAGUAGUGAGAAACUGAAGUUAAAAAAAAACUACAACCUUAUCCAUGACCUGUCUGCUGUGUUCCUUGAUGCUGUUGUUCACUAAUGUUGUCUAACAAACUCCUGAGACCUUCACAGAACAGCUGGAUAUACACAGCAACCAUUUUAAACCCAGACAGACUCUUAUUUACUAAGAAGUGACCCCAUCAGGUAAUUGGUUGAACUGGAUUUUAUUUAGAGGUUUAAAAGAGAUAAGAGAC
Xiphophorus couchianus (Monterrey platyfish) is the source of this 6954-nucleotide messenger RNA. RefSeq names its product neuronal growth regulator 1 (gene negr1). The transcript is spliced from 8 exons. NCBI's taxonomy places the organism in Eukaryota, Metazoa, Chordata, Actinopteri, Cyprinodontiformes, Poeciliidae. The record is from RefSeq and is a predicted model, not a curated record. Bases 623 to 1702 code for a protein of 359 amino acids.